Messenger RNA from Danaus plexippus (monarch butterfly), 4550 nucleotides. Its product is annotated as receptor-type guanylate cyclase Gyc76C-like. The coding region runs from base 477 to 4418 and encodes 1313 amino acids. Gene Ontology annotation, molecular function: ATP binding; guanylate cyclase activity; peptide receptor activity. The record is from RefSeq and is a predicted model, not a curated record. The transcript is spliced from 24 exons. Gene Ontology annotation, biological process: cGMP biosynthetic process; protein phosphorylation; receptor guanylyl cyclase signaling pathway. NCBI's taxonomy places the organism in Eukaryota, Metazoa, Arthropoda, Insecta, Lepidoptera, Nymphalidae.
CUAAAUAUUCUGUAAGGUUUGCUUUUGAAUGUGAACCACUUGAAAUCAAUUUAUCAUUUAAGAUGUUAUUUAUUAUAUUUAUUUUGUAUUUUUGAUGUGUGUAAUAGUCAUGUUACUUAGAUGUAUCAAAUAUUCAUAGUUUAGUAGUCCGUGUAGUAGUGGUUAAUCCGGAUUCGCGAUCCACAUUUACUCAUUGUCAUCGUUGUGUUGCUUUAUGUUUUAACACAUUCAUACUGUUUUAUCGUGUUGGGAGUAUUUUUAGAACUCGACUGUGGUAUUGAGCCUGAUGUCUUUGUAAACAUAUGAUUGUAAAUACUUGCGCUGUUUUUAUUAUGACUAAAUAUAAUAGUGAUUUAUUGUUUGAAUGAACAGUUUUACCUGAAAGUGAUGAUAAAACCUGAUACUUAUGAAGUGGAAAGUUUUCAAGAAGUGUAAUUGCAUAUUUAUGUCGGUAGUGGCGCGGUGAGGGCGACGGCAUGUGUCACGGCGCGCGGGUGCUCCUACUCGCGGCGCUGGGGCUGCUGGCCGUUCCUUCGGUCGCCGUCCCCCUGAAGAAGUACAACAUUACAGUCGGUUACCUGCCUUCCAUCAAGGGGGAGCAGAGAGACAGGCAGGGUCUCGCUAUAUCCGGCGCUCUCUCUAUGGCGCUGGAAGACAUCAACAACAGCACACAACUGCUUCCUGAUGUUCGUCUGUUGUUGGAAUGGAACGACACAAAGUGUGACGAGGUGACGGCCACUCGUCUGUUGACACACAUGAGCUGUUCAGGUGUCGUAGCUUUCUUCGGACCAGAGGGACGUUGUCAGACCGAGGCCAUAAUAGCUCAGUCAAGAAACCUGCCAAUGAUCGCUUAUAAAUGUUCUGAUUAUCAAACAUCGAAGUUAUCUACCUUCGCAAGACUCGAACCGCCUGACACUCAGGCAACGAAAUCUGUGAUAUCCUUACUGAGGUACUAUAGAUGGAACAAAUUUUCAAUAUUGUACGAAGAGUCGUGGGUGACGGUUGCUCUGACGUUGGAGAACCACGCGAAGAAGAACAACAUGACAGUGAACCACCAGAGACCGGUCAUCGAUGGGUUUAAGUGCUGUGAGGAGAAGAUGGCCUGCUGUGCUCCAGGGUUCUGGUACCAAUUCAUACAGGAGACCAAGAAUAGAACUAGAAUAUAUGUUUUCUUGGGAUCGACUGCUGGAUUAAUAGAAAUGAUGACUGCGAUGGAGUCUCUACAGCUGUUCGUGAAAGGAGAGUACAUGGUCAUAUUCGUAGACAUGAUGACAUACAGUCCAAAGGAUUCGCUGAAGUAUUUAAUAAAAACCGAGGACCGCGGUUCGAAGCUGGUGUGUCACAAUACUCCGGAGUUCCACAAGCGGGCGCAGUCCUUACUCGUGGUGGUGUCCUCGGAGCCGGAGGGCAGCUACGAGUACUUCACGAGUCGUGUACGGAUCUACAACAGUAUGAAGCCCUUCGAGUUCCCGCUGCCAGCUGUCUUCACACAUAGGUUCAACAAGUACGUUUCCAUCUACGCGGCGUAUUUGUACGACUCUGUAAAGCUGUACGCGACGGCGCUACACCAGAUCAUCGAAGAGGAGACCACGUACAAGAACGAAACGCUUACAUAUGAAAAAUUACAGAGCAUUGUUACCAACGGUACACACAUCGUCGCAAAAAUGAUUUCAACCACACCAUUCAAUAGUGUAUCCGGAAUGUCCAUUAGAUUGGACGAACGUGCCGACUCCGAGGGUAACUUCUCACUGUUGGCUUUCAAACCAGCCAACUUUACCGACGAUGAAAUUAAUUGCACCCACAGCAUGAUCCCCGUCGGACACUUCCAACAAAGCACUAAACUAUUCCCCGAAUAUAAAUUGAAUUCGAAACUGCCAAUCGACUGGCCCGACAGCGUGAAGCCGGAAGACGAGCCUUCCUGCGGCUUCCUCAACGAGAAGUGCCCCAAAGACGACUCACAAAUAACAUCAUUAGUGGUGGCCGGCACAUUGGGAGUGACGUUGUUCUGCGCCUUGGUGGUCACUAUCAGUAUAUACAGGAAGUGGAAGAUAGAACAGGAAAUCGAAGGGUUGCUGUGGAAGAUCGACCCCCAGGACAUAGACGGAUACUUGGGCAGUGGACUCAUCUGUUCACCGAGUAAGUUAAGCGUGGCCAGCGGUAUGUCGUACGAGAGCAAAGGUUGGACACAAAUUUUCGCGCCGACGGCACAGUAUAGAGGGAAUAUGGUCAGGAUAAAAGAACUGAAGUUCACUAAGAAAAAGGACAUCUGCCGCGAGGUGAUGAAGGAGAUGCGUCUCCUCCGCGAGCUCCGUCACGACAACCUCAACUCGUUCAUCGGAGCCGUGGUGGAGCCGCUCAGAGUGUUGCUCAUCACCGACUACUGCGCCAAGGGUAGCUUGUAUGAUAUAAUAGAGAAUGAAGAUAUCAAGUUGGAUAAGAUGUUUAUAUCUUCAUUGGUUCAUGAUCUCAUUAAGGGUAUGAUUUUCAUUCACUCGUCGCCGUUAGUUUUCCACGGGAAUCUCAAGUCCUCGAAUUGCGUUGUCACGUCACGUUGGAUGUUACAGGUAUCCGAUUUUGGUUUGCAUGAAUUGCGAUGUUGCGCUGAAAACGAGUAUAUUGGGGAACAUCAGUACUAUAGAGGUCUGUUAUGGAAGUCUCCGGAGCUGUUGAGACAACUGGGUGAUCCCAACGGUACUGUAGGCUCGCAGAAAGGUGAUGUGUACGCGUUUGGGAUCAUACUGUACGAAAUAAUCGCUAGAAGAGGACCUUUUGGAGCGACGUCACUAGAACCUAAAGAUAUAGUGGAGCGUGUGAAGCGCGGCCGUCGCGGCUGUGAGGAGUCCUUCCGGCCCGACACACGUGCUCUGGACGUGGAAGAGUACGUGAUAAGUUGUAUGAGGGAUUGCUGGGCCGAGGAUCCCGUACUACGACCAGAUUUCCCAGCAGUUCGCGCCAGGCUCAAGAGGAUGAAGUCCGGCAAGUCCAGGAACAUAAUGGAUCAAAUGAUGGAUAUGAUGGAGAAGUACGCGAAUAAUUUGGAAGAACUAGUCAAUGAAAGGACCAGGCUACUGUUUGAGGAGAAGCAGAAGACAGAAGACUUGCUGCACAGGAUGUUGCCAGAGUCGGUCGCACACCGGCUGACUACAGGCGAGGGUGUGGAGCCGGAGUCGUUUGACUCCGUGACCAUAUACUUCAGCGACAUAGUCGGCUUCACGGCCAUGUCCGCAGAGAGCACUCCGCUACAGGUCGUCAACUUCCUCAACGAUCUCUACACAGUGUUUGACAGGAUCAUAAGAGGCUACGACGUGUAUAAAGUGGAAACUAUAGGGGACGCUUACAUGGUGGUAUCUGGUCUUCCAAUAAGAAACAACGACAGACACGUCGGUGAAAUAGCAUCGAUGGCGUUGGAGCUCCUUAACGCCGUGAAGACUCACAAAAUAUCACACAGACCGAACGAAAUUUUGAAAUUAAGAAUAGGAAUACACACAGGUGCGGUGGUGGCCGGCGUGGUGGGCCUGACCAUGCCUCGCUACUGUUUGUUCGGCGACACAGUGAACACGGCCUCCCGUAUGGAGUCCAACGGGGAGCCUCUCCGUAUACACAUCUCCCCCAGCUGUAAGAUAGCUCUGGACAAACUGGGCGGGUACAUCGUGGAGCCACGAGGAACUAUACCUAUUAAGGGCAAGGGGCAGUUGCAAACGUUCUGGCUGGUGGGCGCAACCGAGAAAGCUAUUCAGAAGCGGCCGGUGGAGGGAGAGGAGCGACCGCUGUUCUGUCGACCGAGACGAAGUCCACGUUUGACUGAUUCUAGACAUCCUUCUAUCUCUGAGCUGAAGCCGCUCGUACGACGCGCCGCGCUCGCCGCUCACGCCGCCAACACCAAGCGAGCAUUGAGUUCCAUCGCGUCGUCGACGGCAUGUGAGGGAGCGGGCGCCAUGUGUCCGGAGACGGGUCCGUUGUCUUGUGGGGCGGCGGCGGGGGUCGGGGCCGCGUUGCGUCCUGCUCGCUCGCUGGACGUACUUCCGGCUCGCGAGCGUCUGCGUCGGCAUUACACGACCCGCUCGCUCGACGUGGACGUGGCCAUCGCCACCGUCUCCUCGUCUCUGUACAACGGCGCCGCCCUCGUUCCUCCGGACGAGCCGCCGCGUGCUGACGAGGACAGCCCGCUGCUGCGACAGGCGAGCCUCUGCAACAAACUGGACCGCCCCAAGCGCAAGGUGCCCGACUCUGACUUCAUAGAGUUCUACAAAAAGUGGCGCUCGCUCGAGAACGUCGCGGACUCCAAGGGUGCCAAGAUCCCUCGUUUCGCGAUCCGCUCGUGGCUGCGAGGCAUCUUCGGCGGCGGGGGCGGCGCUCGCAGUACGUCCUCGUCCUUGCGUCGCGCGCCCCAGCUGGUCGACCGGGAGUCCGCCGUCUAGUGACCCCCCACCCACUAUGUAUAUUGCGUUAUAUGUAUAUGAUAUGCCGUUGUAAAUAAUACGUGUAAGUAAAACGAUGUUACCGUCAAUUGUGAAAUAAGAGUUUAAUGUUAUUAAAUAAUUUCUAUCGAA